GAUAGACAAGAUUGGGAGAUUAAAACUCAGUGAGAUAGUAACAUAAUAAACAUAUUAUUAAUAGAAUUUAUAAUAAUAAUAAUAAUAAUACAAAUAAUAGUAGCAUUGUUGACGACAAUAAUAAGAACGAGACGGCGAUAUUAAAUAUUCGUUAUGUACGUUGCACUUCAAGGCAUUUUUUAUUGAAUCUGUUGAUGGUGCUGGCACAUUGAAUAAAUAUUUAAACUUCUCAUCGAUCCAUUCAUUCAUCAUUUUUCACAUUAUUAUCAUCAUCAUCUUCUUCCUACCAUCGUCACCAACACCACCAUCUCGUAAUCAUCAUUAUCACCCUUUUCCAUUAUCAUCAUCAUCAUCAAGAUGAACGACAUUUUCUUAGAAGAAGCCACUUUCAAUCAAAUUUUGUGCGAUUCGUCAGACGACGAUCAUCAUCAUCAUCUCCACUAUCAUCACCAUCAUCAUUAUCUUCCUCCUCCUACCCAUCGUCAUCAUCACCAACAUCGAGAAGAUUCACCAUCAUCAUCGUCGUUAUCAUCGUCACCGUCAUCAUCGUACAAUCAUCACCACCAUCAUAUGCAAGAGUUGCUUAAUGAUGAUAGCAAUCACUACAAACGUCAUCAUCAUCAACAUCAUCGUUUGAUGAGAACCGGAAGUCCCAAUGUUAUCUGCUCAGAACUUCCGGAACACUGGAGGUCCAACAAACAACUGCGCUUCAAGUUCAAGGUCGUAAUACUAGGCAAGGUCAAAGAUGGAACCAUGGUAACACUUUCGGCUGCCAAUGAGAACAAUGAAAAGGCGGAGCUAAGAAAUUAUGCGGCCUAUGUGACCAAUCAGGUGGCAGUAUUCAAUGACCUGAGGUUCAUUGGCAGAAGCGGCAGAGGCAAGCACCUCCACAUAACGAUCACCAUCCACAGCGCGCCUGUCCAGGUAGCCAUGUACCUGAACGCUAUCAAAGUGACCAUCGAUGGACCGCGCAUGCCCAGAAGUGAAGAUAAUGAUGAUGAUGAUGAUGUUGAUGAUGAUGAUUAUAAUGAUGAUAAUAAUGAUGAUGAUAUAUAUAUGAUACUGACAAUAUGUGCAUCCACCUAUCGUAUUAAGAUUCAUUCUCGUAAUUGA
Helobdella robusta is the source of this 1113-nucleotide messenger RNA. RefSeq lists its product as hypothetical. Gene Ontology annotation, cellular component: nucleus. Lineage: Eukaryota; Metazoa; Annelida; Clitellata; Rhynchobdellida; Glossiphoniidae. The transcript has 4 exons. Bases 358 to 1113 code for a protein of 251 amino acids. Gene Ontology annotation, molecular function: ATP binding; DNA-binding transcription factor activity, RNA polymerase II-specific; RNA polymerase II cis-regulatory region sequence-specific DNA binding. The record is from RefSeq and is a predicted model, not a curated record. Gene Ontology annotation, biological process: regulation of DNA-templated transcription.